GGAUGUACGUUCCGGACUGUGACGGGGAUGGCUACUAUCGCUCGACCCAGUGCCACAACUCUGUGGGAAUGUGCUGGUGCGUCGACAAGCAUGGCGUCGAGCUGCCCAACUCAAGAACACGGGGCAAACCCAAUUGCGAUGCUCUGUUGAUGAAAAGCAAGACGUCCAGUCCAAAGAUCUCUUCAAUUGAUGCCAUCAACGACAACGAUGAUGACGAAAAUGAUGAUGAAGAUUCCGAUGAGGAUCUAGAGGGAAGUGCUGACCAGCCUCUCGACUUUUAGAUUAAAUAUAGUAGACAUUCAGGUUCGUUAAGCUGGUUCAUCUUGAGCCGAUUCACUACUUGAGCUGAUUUCCCCCACCAUUCCAGUCCAGGUCCAUUCUCACCGUCAUCUACAGCUGUGUAAAAUAGUUUCCCCAAGGGAUCAGUCGUAUGUUGCAUUUUUAGGAGUUUUUCAUAGUUUGAGUUGUAUGUAGCGAAUUCGCUUUCCAAUCAUUUCUCAAGUGUGAAUAGAAUGAAAUAAAAGAUACAGUAAAGUUACAUGUUGAAAAGCAUGAGAGGUACUACAGUGACCUCUCACUUAAGCUUGAGUAGCUUAUGGUGACUUGCUACACAUCUUUCAAAAAUUCACCUAAUUCAUGAUUGAUGAUUGAUCCCUUGAAUUAUUCAAUUACCAGUUCCGUGCAAUACAGUAAAUUGGUGCGUCCUAAAAUAUAUGCAAAAUAAUUAUAGAUAUAAUUUGUGAAGAAAACAGACCAUAAUUAGAGUUAUAGUGCAAUAUAGGACAUAAUCAAUGGCAAUUUAUCAAUUUAGAGUUGUAAUAAACUGAAGAAAUAGCUGCAAUCUCUCAGAGUACUUGAAAAAUGUCGACACAGCUUAGUUCUAGAGGUCUUCAUUCAAUUUUUCAACAAUAUCCUCUCAGUAUAGGCCAAUUUAACAAGAAUGAAAUGUCCAAUGGUCAUUUCUCAAUGACUAUCACUUUGUCAUAUCUCAUCACUGAAGAGUUAUAGUGAAGACACUAGUAUUAAUUUGAUUUCUUAUGAGUAAUCAAUGUUAUUCAGACAUAAAGCAGCUGGAGCUCUUCUCAGUAGAUACUAUGAUCAUUGAAGCUUUAAAUCACUGUUAGCAUAUACACAGCUGCAUACAAUGAAAAUAUUUAUCAAAUACGAAGACAUAACUCAUUAAUCCGUAGUACAAUGUGUCAUGAAACUUUUAAUAGCUGUUGAGCUAUGCUGUUGUUGAGAUUGUAUGAUUGAAAAUCGUAAAUCUUGAAGAAGGAAGAUUGCCAAAAUAUGCCAGAUGACAUAAUAUAAAAUCAAUGUCCUGCACACUUAAUACUUGCAGAAGAUAUGCACUAUCGAACUAUUUGUUUUCAAAAAAAAA
This is a messenger RNA of Nilaparvata lugens (brown planthopper), 1381 nucleotides long. Its product is annotated as proteoglycan Cow-like. The record is from RefSeq and is a predicted model, not a curated record. Gene Ontology annotation, biological process: establishment of protein localization to extracellular region. Bases 3 to 281 code for a protein of 92 amino acids. NCBI's taxonomy places the organism in Eukaryota, Metazoa, Arthropoda, Insecta, Hemiptera, Delphacidae. The transcript has 3 exons.